AUGGCACCAAGAGUAAUAUUAGCAAUUUUAUAUGUUAUUAUUUUGAGCAAAAUACAUCUGAGCAUUGGAAAUAAUCAUUCAAGAGAAAAUAUUCAAGACAAAAACGUUGAUGAUUUAGACACAACCUUAUUGAACAGAUCAGAUGAAGCUACAACUGAAAAUGUGGAUAAUAAUGAUGAUGAAAUACCUUGCGUUACUGAUCCCACACUUUGUAUUGAAACAAAAGAAGGAUAUGUAGAAAAGACACACGAGUUCCCGCUCAUGUUGAUGACGGUAGCCUACUGGCAUAUUGUGAAAUUCCUUUGGAGAUCCAAUAACAAUUUAGAACAAAUACAGUUACACCAGUUACGUCGAAAUGUACAGACAAAUAGGUUUGCAGCCAGAAGACCUAAGAUUGCGUUAAUUCAUGCCAACGCAUUUGCCAAAAGACAACUACGCUCUCACCGGGAGGCAGCAAAGAUGCUGGUAGCUGUUGUAACCAUGUUUGCACUCUGCUUCUUCCCUGUUCACCUUUUAUGUGUUCUGAGAAUUGUCUACAAUGUACAACACAGUGACAUGAUGACCGUCGUAACACUGAUAUCUCACGUCAUGUGCUACGUCAACGCCGCUGUGAAUCCUCUCAUAUAUAACUGUAUGAGCGGAAAAUAUCGUAAUGAAUUUUACAGGACAUACUGCAAAUUUUUCCGUUGCUGUAUUCCUCCAGACGAUAUUACUGCACCAGAAAGUUCACGAGCUCGUGAUAAUCAAGACACUAUCUAA
This is a messenger RNA of Danaus chrysippus (African queen), 759 nucleotides long. NCBI's taxonomy places the organism in Eukaryota, Metazoa, Arthropoda, Insecta, Lepidoptera, Nymphalidae. The record is from the annotation of a GenBank genome assembly.